Messenger RNA from Rhinolophus ferrumequinum (greater horseshoe bat), 7207 nucleotides. RefSeq names its product SMAD family member 2 (gene SMAD2). Gene Ontology annotation, cellular component: heteromeric SMAD protein complex. The coding region runs from base 524 to 1927 and encodes 467 amino acids. The transcript is spliced from 11 exons. Gene Ontology annotation, biological process: SMAD protein signal transduction; regulation of transcription by RNA polymerase II; anatomical structure morphogenesis. NCBI's taxonomy places the organism in Eukaryota, Metazoa, Chordata, Mammalia, Chiroptera, Rhinolophidae. The record is from RefSeq and is a predicted model, not a curated record. Gene Ontology annotation, molecular function: RNA polymerase II cis-regulatory region sequence-specific DNA binding; I-SMAD binding; DNA-binding transcription factor activity, RNA polymerase II-specific.
UCGACGCGCGGCUCACACCCCGAGCACCUCGCACGCUGAUUGGCUGCGCGCGCCGCCGGUCGGGCCCGGGAGGGCGGGGCGGGCCGAAGGGAAAGGAGGUGGGGAGGUAGUAGCCGCGACUCUCGGAGCCCUGCUCGCGCUCUGGCCCUUCCCGGGCACUCAGCCUUCUUCCUUCCCUCCUCUGCUCGCCCCGUCUUCCGUGCACGGCGAGCGCUGCGCUCGGCCGGCGUGCCUCGCGCCCUAACGGGCGGCCGGGGGCGCCAAUCAGCGGGCGGCAGGGUGCCAGCCCGGGGCUACGCUGGCGAAUCGGCGGGGCUCGCGGCCCGGGGUGGGAGGCGGGUCUACCGCGCGGCCGCGGCGGCGGAGAAGCAGCUCCCAGCCAGCAGCCAGCGAGCGCCGAGCGAGCCGCCCGGAGGUGGGUGCGCCGCGCCGCUGCGGCCGGCGGCGGAGGGCGCAGGGCGGAAGCAGAGGUUAGAUAAAGGAGGAUAUUUUCUUAGUGUGGAUUGCUGCCUUUGGUAAGAACAUGUCGUCCAUCUUGCCAUUCACUCCACCAGUUGUGAAGAGGCUGCUGGGAUGGAAGAAAUCUGCAGGAGGAUCAGGGGGAGCAGGUGGAGGAGAGCAGAAUGGACAGGAAGAAAAGUGGUGUGAAAAGGCGGUUAAAAGUUUGGUGAAGAAGCUAAAGAAAACAGGACGAUUAGAUGAGCUUGAGAAAGCCAUCACCACUCAAAAUUGUAAUACUAAAUGUGUCACCAUACCAAGCACUUGCUCUGAAAUUUGGGGACUGAGUACACCAAAUACGAUAGAUCAGUGGGAUACAACAGGCCUUUACAGCUUCUCUGAACAAACCAGGUCUCUUGAUGGUCGUCUUCAGGUCUCUCAUCGGAAAGGACUGCCACAUGUUAUAUAUUGCCGACUAUGGCGCUGGCCAGAUCUACAUAGUCAUCAUGAACUCAAAGCAAUUGAAAACUGCGAAUAUGCUUUUAAUCUUAAAAAGGAUGAAGUAUGUGUAAACCCUUACCACUAUCAGAGAGUUGAGACACCAGUUUUGCCUCCAGUAUUGGUGCCACGGCACACUGAGAUCCUGACGGAACUGCCGCCUCUGGAUGAUUAUACCCACUCCAUUCCAGAAAACACUAAUUUUCCAGCAGGAAUUGAGCCCCAGAGUAAUUACAUCCCAGAAACGCCACCUCCUGGAUAUAUCAGUGAAGAUGGAGAAACAAGUGAUCAACAGUUGAACCAAAGUAUGGACACAGGAUCUCCAGCAGAACUAUCUCCUACUACUCUUUCCCCUGUUAAUCAUAGUUUGGAUUUGCAGCCAGUUACGUACUCAGAACCUGCAUUUUGGUGUUCAAUAGCAUAUUAUGAAUUAAACCAGAGGGUUGGAGAGACCUUCCAUGCAUCACAGCCCUCACUCACUGUAGACGGCUUCACAGACCCAUCAAAUUCUGAGAGGUUCUGCUUAGGUUUACUCUCCAACGUCAACCGAAAUGCUACCGUAGAAAUGACAAGGAGACAUAUAGGAAGAGGAGUGCGCUUAUAUUACAUAGGUGGGGAAGUUUUUGCUGAGUGCCUAAGUGAUAGUGCAAUCUUUGUGCAGAGCCCCAAUUGUAAUCAGAGAUACGGCUGGCACCCUGCAACAGUGUGUAAAAUUCCACCAGGCUGUAAUCUGAAGAUCUUCAACAACCAGGAAUUUGCUGCUCUUCUGGCUCAGUCUGUUAAUCAGGGUUUUGAAGCCGUGUAUCAGCUAACUAGAAUGUGCACCAUAAGAAUGAGUUUUGUGAAAGGGUGGGGAGCAGAAUACCGAAGGCAGACGGUAACGAGCACUCCUUGUUGGAUUGAACUUCAUCUGAAUGGACCCCUACAGUGGUUGGACAAAGUAUUAACUCAGAUGGGAUCCCCUUCAGUGCGUUGCUCAAGCAUGUCAUAAAGCUUCACCACAAUCAAGUCCCAUCAAAAGACUUAAUGUAACAACUCUUCUGUUAUAGUGUUUGUGUGUGGUCCCCAUGGACUGUUUACUAUCCAAAAAUUCAAGCUAGAAAACAGCACUUGAGGUCUCAUCAAUUAAAGCACCUUGUGGAAUUGGUUUCCUGUUUUCAAAUAGUAGAUGGGAAAAUUAGUGUCUAGAAAUACCUUCCCAUAAAGGAGGAAGAGAAGAUUUUAAAGACUUGCUGAUGUCUUGUUGGGCAUAAAACUGAGUGUCCCAAAGGUUUAUUAAUAUCAGUAGUAGUUAUGUGUACAGGUAAUGUAUCAUGAUCCAGUAUCACAGUAUUGUGCUGUUUAUAUACAUUUUUAGUUUGCAUAAAUUAGAUGUGUGUGUGCUGCUUCUUGAUUUAGGCAAGCCUUUAUAAAGUUACAGUACCUAAUCUCUUAUUCCCACUUCUCCGUUAUUUUUGUGUGUCUUUUUUUAAUAUAUAAUAUAUAUCAAGAUUUUCAAAUUAUCAUUUAGAAGCAGAUUUCCCUUGUAAAAAAAAAAACAACUAAUUUUUCUGCCUUUUACCAAAAAUAAACUCUUGGGGGAAGAAAAGUGGAUUAACUUUGGAAAUCCGUGACCUUAAUGUGUUCAGUGGGUCUUAAAACAUUCAUUCUUAUUUGUUUACUGCUAAAUGUCAUUAUAAGGGAGCUUUGCAGAAAAUCUUUCCAAACCUCUUCUCCAUUCCUACUUUUGUCCUGAUACCAAAACAGCGUAGUGUGACAUCCAUCACCAAUAAUGGUUGCACUGAUACUGCCCGCACCAAUUAAUUCUGGAUACAGUAAGAAUUCAUAUGGAGUAAGUCUCUUAGUCUUACACCAAAUUUCAACAGAUGAUAAUUGACUUGUGUAACCUAGCAGUCUAUUGAUUUAUCCUUAUACCUCCUAAAAAUGCACAGGUGGCAGUAUAAUUAUUUUCAGGGAUAUGCUACAAUUAUAUUUAUCCUUUUUUAAAAGCCAAUCUAUAGAUAUAAACACUCUUUUUAAAAAGGUAUUUUUAAAUAUUUCAAUAGCAGACCUAGUGCUCUUUGAUUUGAGUUUCAUUUUAUUUAGGUACCAGAUUGUAUUAUGAAUGGACCUUUUGUAAAUGUAAUCGCUUCUGCAAAUUACCUAGAAAAGUAUUGCUGAGAUAUGAUCAGCAGAUAAGGGCCAUCUGUUUUUAAAGUAUGUUGUAUUCAAUUUAUAAAAUCUAUGUUAUUUUACAUAAUUAUGAAUUCAGAAUUUUAAAAAUUGGGGGAGAAGCAGUUUAGCAACUUUUUUAGCUUAUAAUUAAUUACCUACGGUCUGAACUGUUCUUAACUCAUCCUGAGUAUAUGGCUGACUAUUAGAACCAACCAUAUUUUAUGUUCUGCAGUGAGAGGAGAUUCCAGAAGCUCUGUUGGUAGUCCAUUCUGCAGCAGAUAAUCCUAUCUCUAAUGUUAACUCAUUGCUGUUUAAACAUUUCUUGUUUGCAUCUCAAUAGAAAUUAAAAGUAAGCACUCCUCAUCUCUUUCUAGUAAAUUUUCAUGUUUUUAAAGAUAACUAUCUUAGGUACUUGUUUUCUGAAACCAUAUUCACCUGUCUCUACAGGUGUCAUUUUUUAAUAUUUUGCAGCAUUUGGUUGUUUUCUAUUAGAUAUUCCUCAUUUUCCAAUAUUUGUACGUGUGUUCUUGUAAAAUUGGUAUAGUAAUUUUUUAUUCAUUUAACAAAUAUUUAUUGUUCACCUGUUACAUGUGCCAGGAACUUUCUUAGCCUUUGGGUGAAGGUGAACAAGACAGAUAGGGUCCUGCAUUUGCUGAGACAGCAGUUACUGUAACCCUUAAUCAGCUUCUUUGUCUAUGAAGGAGAUAAACAGGGUCCUGUGAUUGAACAUCACAGAGGGAAGGAAGGCUUCUCUAAGGAAGUGAUGCUUGAGCUAACACUUGGCACGAGAAAGCAAGCCAUGUGGAGAGCCAGGGACAUAGGCAUUCCUGGCAAAGAGAACUGCAUCAAAAGCAAAGGCCCAUUUUACAGGAAACUCAUUAUUAGGUAUGAGUGCUUUAUACAGACACCUCUCUCCAGAUCCAAACCUGAGGAUCAGAAUGGUUCUAUAAUUUAUAAUAGUUGAAGGUGGCCUUAUUUUGUGAUAGACUGCUUCACGUGUCAUUCUCAGUAAUAAUUUUUUUCCUCAAGCCUUUGCUGUAAGAAGUUUGUCGUUUGCACCAGGUCAAAAACAUUUAAUUUAACGACCCUUUUUAAAAUCUGCCUUGGGCCAGUUUUCACCAUAGUGUCUGGCUGCUUGCUUCCAGACUCCCCGCUGCCCCCCCCCCCCCCAAUUACUGCUCCUACAGUCCCUGUUGUGAUUGACGUAAAGGUCCCAGGUACUAACCACUGGCAGGUCUGCUGAGAUAACCAGUGGAGCCUCUGCCCUUUGGGGGUGUUGACUCCCUUGAGAACUAGUAGAGAUGAUGUCAGGGAACAGUUCUGGGGACAACAGCUUUGAAAGUGGUGGAAGGUGCUGGCAGUUACUCUCGCAUUGAUAAGUAAAGCAGUGCCGACUGCAGCAUUUCAGUAGUGGAUUAUGCUCUGCGAUUACGGUGGGGUUCUUGUGUACACUGUGAAGCUGGGACUCAACUCUUAGGAAACACCGAUCGUAUUUAGCAGUUGACUUCACGGUGGUGACUAUAUUUGUGUGAAUAUGUUUAAUGAUCAUGGCCACAUUUGCUUUUUUUUUAAUUUACAAAUUCUUAUUUCUGAAAUUUCUGGACCACAGUUGACCAGGGUUAACAAACCAUAGAAAGCAAAACAGAUGGGGGGUGGAAGUAGGAGGCUACUGUUGUUAAUAGAGAGGCAAAAUUGGCCCAUUUUACAUUAGUGAUAGAGAUGUUUUUAAGCAGUACCUUCCCUUGAAUUUCCUCUUGAUGAAGAUGAUGAGCUAAAAAGCAUUUUUUUGUCUGCUUUUUUUCCUCACGUUCAGUUAGUCCCCCAAAUAUAUGGCAGUUUCCUGCACUGUUCACAAUUCAGAUUUCUUGGAAUAUUUCAACAAAAGAGCAUCUGCAGUGCCCAAGUAGUAAUCCCAACCAGUGGCUUUUUUCCAUGUUUGCUUUCUAAUGACAUGCUAUUUUUGCAUUCUGUAUUGUCUACUGUGGCCUAAUGUUGAUCGUUUGGGUUUUUUUCCCUUUAUAGGGUUGUUUUCAUUCUUCUAAGUGCUAAGAUUUCCUCUCUGUUGAAUUUUGUCUCUAUUUAAAUGAGAAGCACUAUUUGGAAUUUCUCCUCCACAGUGCUGAUAAUUUCAACUUAACAACAUGAAACUGACUGACCACGCUGUUACAUUUAGGUGAAUGGCAGUUUUCACAGUGGAUUCCAUAGAGACCCGUAGGGAAUAGGAGGUUGGUGAUACUCCCCCCCCCAACUUUGAUCUACCAGUGGUGGCUUCAUUUUUAUUCUAUGUUGGAGUUCUACAUAGGUUUUUUCUUUUUUUUUUUUUUAUUGCUUUAAAACAAAGUUUGAGAAGUCAUUAUAACCACUGGUUAAGAUUAGAAAACAACUGGGUUUCAGCCCACCUUUUGGAAUAACCCUCCUUGUGUUCUUUUCUCAUCCUACUUGAAGAAACGUUCCUGAUUAGGUUUGAACUACACUAAUUCUACAUUACGAUGUCCAUUCAUUCAGUAAACAUUUAUCAAUGCCUGUUCUGUACCCAGCCACUGUGAUAGACGCUGAGUAACAAAAAGAUGAGUGGGAUUUGGUCUUGACCCUCGCGGUGUGCUUAGUCGUGUGGAGGUUACUUUCUCUCUCGGGACCCGUCACUUUACCAGAAGGAAAUCUGCCUAAUUUCUCUUGGAAGCUAAAUAGUCUUAUUCUGUACUCUUAAUCUUCAUUCUGUAUUCCGAGUAUAUAUUUGCAAAUUGUUGAAUAUCUAGUUUGUUUGUUUUUUUACCUUAAAUCAUAUCCGGUUUGGUUUUUCAUCUGUCUUUUAAACAUUGUCAGAUUUUCUCCUUUGUUAAAAUUAUUUUAAUUUCACUUUUUUUGUACCUUUAUUGUCAGUUUCAUCAAGACUAAAACUUUGAAAGUGAAAAACAAUCAGUCUAGGCUCUUGCUAGUUGAAAUCUAAUAAAAGAGUUUAUAUACCCAGUUAGUUUCUCUACCUCUUCCAAAAGCUGUCCAAAUAUACCUUUAAGAUUUUUCUGUCUUUUUAAAAUAACUAAAUACUUUGAGCAUUUAUUCAGUAAUAGGUACCCUCCUGGUCUGGUUGAUUGGGGGAUCUAAAGUAAAACAAGACAAUCGUCACUGUACUUAAAAAUUUGUCUUAUGUGCAGUCUUGGCUUUCAUAGCCAAACAUUCCAGUUUCCUCCGUUUGCCCCCCUCCGCACCACCCACUCAGCAUCUCUAGAUAAUUAAGUAGUCUGUGGAAAUAAGCAACACAUGAUCUGUUCUUUUACUCAGAUCUAACACAUGAAUGUUUAGACAUAACAAAUUAUUGCCCAUUUUGUUUCCUCCAUGGACUUUACUUUGCUAAAUCCUUCCUAUUCAUCAGCUGAAUUUUAUUCUUCCUCCCCUUCUCUUGACAACAUGUGUCCCUAGUGGUUUUGCUGGUUGCCCUCUUCCUUGCCAACCAUAUUUUAUCUGCAUACAUCCUAAUGUUUCUCUCCUUUGAAUUUUACUAAGGACCAAACAGGAUGGUGCUGUUCAGACCCAGAGUCCUAGCUUCUUUGCUCUGAAGGUUAACGUUCACAUUGGUCAGUUCCUUUAACAGGAGACGUUUUCUCCAGUGAAAUGUCUUUGUGACGAGCAAAUAGCAUAAAUCAUCAGAUGCUAUUUUAACUCGUGGUUAGGAUGUGGACUUGUCUGGCAGUUGCAGCCUGCAAUACUAGUAGCCCUGUUUCCAUCAUGGAGCAUAUUUGAUUAUUGUAUUUAGUACAAUCGAGUAAUGGCGGUAGUGUGUGGUCUCUGGAGGUCGUCAGAAUCCUACUCUGGACUUCCUUUUCAAGUUUUCAUUAAUAUUUUGUCUGUUCAGACUACCUUUUUAUGGAUGGGGUUUGAGGGACAAAUUAUCUCUCGGUGUGGAAUUCCUGUGUUGCCUGAAACAGGAAAUGUGAACUAUACUAGAUGUAGACAGCCUCACGAUAGUCUUUAUGAAAAGAACGUCUUGUCUAAUUUGUUCCCAUGAUUUCUUGAGUAGGAACUGUUUUAUCUUGGAUAGUAUAGCUAACUUUAUAUCUAGCAUAACUGCCUUAAAUCUUUCUAGUAGGAAAUCAAUUAUAUAAUGUGUGUGUAUGGAGAU